Messenger RNA from Mustela erminea (ermine), 1961 nucleotides. It is a transcript of the gene SYT5, whose product is annotated as synaptotagmin 5. Gene Ontology annotation, biological process: regulation of dopamine secretion; synaptic vesicle endocytosis; calcium ion-regulated exocytosis of neurotransmitter. The record is from RefSeq and is a predicted model, not a curated record. Lineage: Eukaryota; Metazoa; Chordata; Mammalia; Carnivora; Mustelidae. Gene Ontology annotation, molecular function: phosphatidylserine binding; calcium ion binding; calcium-dependent phospholipid binding. Gene Ontology annotation, cellular component: axon; synaptic vesicle membrane; dense core granule. The transcript has 10 exons. Bases 232 to 1392 code for a protein of 386 amino acids.
CACACACACACACACACACACACACACCCGCACUCACGAGCCGGCUCCGCUCUGCCGCGCCCCCACCCCACUGAGCGGGGCGAUCAGCACCGAGGACAGCGCCACCCGCCCGCGUGCGGGGGCGGGGUCCGGGAGGGGCCGGCGCCUCGGUGUCUCCUGCGAGGGUCCAGUCCAGCCGCCGAGCAGGGCUCUUGGGUGUCUCCGCAGAAAGGACCGUAAGACCCCGCCGUCAUGUUCUCGGAGCCUCCAACCCCAGGGCCUCCAGCGCCCGACGCGCCUCCUGACUCGAGUCGCAUCGGCCCUGCCCCGGUACCCCUCUGGGCCCUGGCCGCAAUCGUUCUGGUCUCAGGCCUCCUCGUGUUCGGCUGCUGUUUCUGUGUCUACCGGAAGCGUUGUCGGAGGCGGUUGGGCAAGAAGAGCCAGGCCCAAGCCCAGGUCCACCUUCAGGAAGUGAAGGAGCUGGGCAGGAGUUACAUAGACAAGGUGCAGCCAGAAGUGGAGGAGCUGGAGCCAGCACCAUCUGGGCCAGGGUCGCAGGUGGCUGAGAAGCAUGAGCUCGGACGACUGCAGUACUCACUGGAUUAUGAUUUCCAGAGCGGCCAGCUGCUGGUGGGCAUCGUUCAAGCUGAGGGAUUGGCAGCCUUGGACCUGGGGGGCUCCUCCGACCCCUACGUGCGGGUCUACCUGCUGCCAGACAAGAGGAGGCGGCAUGAGACCAAGGUGCAUCGGCAGACGCUGAACCCACACUUUGGGGAGAACUUUGCCUUCAAGGUCCCCUACGUGGAGCUGGGAGGCAGGGUACUGGUCAUGGCGGUGUACGACUUUGAUCGCUUCUCCCGCAACGAUGCCAUUGGGGAGGUGCGGGUCCCCAUGAGCUCCGUGGACCUGGGGCGGCCAGUGCUGGCCUGGCGCGAGCUGCAGGCUGCUCCGCGGGAGGAGCAGGAGAAACUCGGUGACAUCUGCUUCUCCCUCCGCUACGUCCCCACGGCCGGGAAGCUCACAGUCAUCGUCCUGGAGGCUAAGAACCUGAAGAAGAUGGACGUGGGAGGACUCUCAGAUCCGUACGUCAAGGUCCACCUGCUGCAGGGCGGCAAAAAGGUGCGGAAGAAGAAAACGACCAUCAAGAAGAACACUCUGAACCCUUAUUACAACGAGGCCUUCAGUUUCGAGGUGCCCUGUGACCAGGUGCAGAAGGUCCAGGUGGAGCUGACCGUGCUGGACUAUGACAAGCUGGGCAAGAAUGAGGCCAUUGGGAGGGUGGCUGUCGGGGCAGCGGUGGGGGGAGCUGGCCUGCGGCACUGGGCAGACAUGCUGGCCAACCCCCGGCGGCCCAUUGCCCAGUGGCACUCGCUGAGGCCCCCUGACCGAGUGAGGCCACUGCCUGCUCCCUGAUCCCCACCUCAAGCCCCUUGCCAAGCCUGGACUCGGCCCCUGACCUCAGACUCCUGGCCAAAACCACACCCAGGCCCACCUUUAAGCUUUCUCUGACCCCUAACCACCCCCACCCCACACCAACCCUUCCCAUUCCUGCCUUCCCAUCUCCCAUUAUGCCAAUCAUGGUGACUUGCCAGCUCUCCCACCAGCACACAUCCAGAAGCCCCAGGGACCCCUGGGGGAGGAGAGCAAUCUGGCCUCCCCCAACCCCUGCUCCCACUCUCUGCUUUGACAAUCAGUGACCCUGCCUUCUUCUCCCUUCGCUCCCAGCACCCCUCUUCCUGCACAGGAUCACCUGCUCCUGUCCCUAGUCGGACUCCUGCACCGCUCCUGGGACCAAAUAAAUACUCAGCAACUUUGGUGACCUGACCUGGUCAAUUUGAGUCGACCCAGACUUACCCAUCCCAGAAAAGUGGAUCGUCCAAGGCCCCGCCCCCAACACCCCCAGCUCCGCCCCUUCUCCUUCGCCGUCGUCAUGACAACCGCGUCCACAGCCCUUCACUCCCGCGAGCGCUCCCAUUGGCCAA